Messenger RNA from Aspergillus melleus, 855 nucleotides. It is a transcript of the gene rho4, whose product is annotated as Rho4-like protein. Gene Ontology annotation, molecular function: GTP binding; GTPase activity. Lineage: Eukaryota; Fungi; Ascomycota; Eurotiomycetes; Eurotiales; Aspergillaceae. The transcript has 3 exons. Bases 1 to 855 code for a protein of 284 amino acids. The record is from RefSeq and is a predicted model, not a curated record. Gene Ontology annotation, biological process: small GTPase-mediated signal transduction.
AUGUCAGGUCAGAUGUACGACGACCAACUGUAUGCAGCCUCGCGACGCCAUUCUCUCGCCACUCCUCCACCUUCGAUGACCCCACGACACAACCGGGGACGCAGUCAGAGUGUCCGCGUGAGCAACGGCACAGUGAGCACAAAUACCAGCAUUUCAAGCGGUCGGGCAUCGGAGGCGACAAAUAUAACUCAACCACCGGCGUAUUCGAAGAAGUUCGUGGUGGUGGGUGAUGGUGGAUGCGGAAAGACAUGUCUUUUGAUCAGUUACUCGCAAGGAUACUUCCCAGAGAAAUAUGUUCCCACCGUUUUCGAAAACUACAUCACGCAAACGAUUCAUCGGGCUUCAGGAAAGACGGUCGAGCUGGCUCUCUGGGAUACUGCUGGUCAGGAAGAGUAUGAUCGUCUGCGUCCGCUCUCCUACCCUGAGACGGAUCUGUUGUUUGUUUGCUUUGCGAUUGACUGCCCUGCGUCUUUGGAGAAUGUAAUGGACAAGUGGUAUCCCGAGGUCUUGCAUUUCUGCCCAACCACACCGAUAAUUCUGGUAGGGUUGAAGUCGGACCUGCGGAAUAAAAGAACGUGCAUUGAGCUCCUUAAGACCCAGGGUCUCACCCCAGUCACACCAGAACAGGGACAGACAGUUGCUCGGAGAAUGAAUGCAUCAUAUGUGGAAUGCAGCAGCAAAGAAAUGCGCGGAGUGGACGGGGUUUUCCAAAUGGCAGUUGACACCGUUGUGAACGCCGAGGAAGGCUGGAACCACAGUCAAAGUUAUACCUCGGGCGGGAAACCCAGCGCAGGACGCAGCGGCCCCAGUGCCGGCCCCAAGAAAGUCAAGAAGCGUACCUGCAAGAUCUUGUAG